Messenger RNA from Phoenix dactylifera (date palm), 2093 nucleotides. NCBI's taxonomy places the organism in Eukaryota, Viridiplantae, Streptophyta, Magnoliopsida, Arecales, Arecaceae. The record is from RefSeq and is a predicted model, not a curated record.
CCGACUUGCAGAAACUUCUUCCGGUUUCGGUAUUCAAACCCUAGCCGAUCAAAAUCUCUCCGCACGCCCCUGGUUUUAUUCGUCCGUUGUCGCCUCUCUCUCCUUCGCUAUGGCCAAGAAGCGAAAGCUCGAGAACAAGGCCGAGCCAGCCAAGGACCCUGCCCCCGAAUCCACCACCCAAGAACCCAAAGACGAAGAACCCAUCAGCCAAGAGGUACCCAUCAAAGAAGAGGAAGAAGAACCCAUCAGCCAAGAAGUACCCAUCAGCCAAGAAGUACCCAUCAAAGAAGAGGAAGAAGAAUCCCCCGUCGACGAUGAGCAGAUGCCCCAGAUCCCCGAAUCCUCCUCCUCCCCCAACCCUAACCCACCUUCCUCUGCCGCCGCCGGCAACGGCGUCGCCGGCGACGACGACGAGUUGGAGAACGACCCGGCCUCCAUCCAGAAGCUCCUUGAACCCUUCCCCAAGGACCAGAUUAUCGAGAUCCUCCGCGACGCCGCGAUGAAACACCCUGAUGUUCUUGAGGAGGUCCACCGGAUCGCGGAUAUCGAUCCGGCCCACCGCAAGAUCUUCGUCCACGGCCUCGGGUGGGACACCAAGGCCGAGACCCUUAUCGCCGCCUUCCGCCAGUACGGCGAGAUCGAGGACUGUAACGCCGUCAUCGACAAGGCCACCGGCAAGUCCAAGGGCUACGGAUUCAUCCUCUUCAAGCACCGGAGCGGGGCGUGGCGGGCCCUGAAGCAGCCUCAGAAGAAGAUCGGCAACCGGAUGACCGCCUGCCAGCUGGCCUCAACCGGCCCCGUCCCACCCCCGGCCCCGCCGGUGUCCGAGUAUACGCAGCGCAAGAUCUUCGUCAGCAAUGUCGGGGCCGAUCUCGAUCCCCAUAAGCUGCUGCAGUUCUUCUCAAAGUUCGGGGAGAUCGAGGAGGGGCCUUUAGGGUUAGAUAAGGUGACCGGGAGGCCGAAGGGAUUCUGCCUCUUUGUAUACAGGACGGUUGAGAGCGCAAGGAAGGCAUUGGAGGAACCCCAUAAAAACUUCGAAGGCCAUAUCUUGCACUGCCAGAAAGCAAUUGAUGGGCCAAAACCAAACAAGUCAGGGUUCCACCUCCAGGGCUCCGGUGGCUUGCAUCAUGGUGCCGGUGCAGUCGGAGCACACGGAUCCCACUUCACGAGGAGCGAUAAUACUGGGUUCAUGGGUGGGGUGGGGAGUCAAGUGCCUGGAGUAGGUUCUUCUGGGCAUUUGGUAGCCCCUUCAGCCGCUGGAUUGGGGUUCAACCAGGCAGCUCAACCGGCAGCUGCAGCGGCAGCAGCAGGGUUGAACCCAGCAUUAGGGCAGGCUCUGACUGCAUUCCUUGCCAGCCAGGGGGCGGGACUGGGAUUGACAAACCUUUUAGGCACCCUGGGUUCUGCUGGAGUGGGGGCACCGGCAGUGAACCAGGUGGUUCCCAGCGGAAUCGUGAACAGUGGGGGGCAAGGGAUGCAAGGCACUUAUGGGAAUCAGGUGCCGACUGUUGGUGGAAACGUGAACCCUGGAGUUAUGGGAGGAUACGGGGCACAGGCAACCAUGCAGGGUGGAUAUGGGAAUGCACACAUGGGGCAGGGAGGAGCUGGACGGAUCCAACAGGGCCUUGGGCACAUGGGUGGUAUAACACCUUACAAGGGUCAUUAGGUAAGGCUCAGUCAGAAAGAUUCACGAAGUCAACUCCCGGGAAAAAGCCUGCCCAUUGUUUUGGCAUGCGCUGGAAGUUUUGCAAAUCCUGCUUAGUAUCUGGAAUUACUUUUGAGGUGUUUCUGUCUUUGUCAUUUUGUGGUAUAUGAAGUACUUGUACUGUGGAUCAUUAUGAGGGUUUUUUUGCCGGCGCUCAAUGGGAUCUGGAGUUGACAUUUAAGGACAGCAGAGUUGGUGUAAAUGAUUGACUCGGUAAUAUAUGAUGACAACUGGGUUUAGCGGUUUAGCUAGUAGUGAUCUAGUAUUCAAGGAUUUCUGUUCUUUCUGGGGCUGUCAGUGGUAAUUGCCUUUAUGGCUGUCCCCUUUGGUGUUUAUGAUGUCAAGUACUUCAGGACCUAGUUUAAACAAAUAUGGGAAGGCUUUGAUA